CACAUUCCACAGCUGGAGAGGUGUGGGAAAUAGUGCAGUCCGGAGGCUAGUUCCUUAAUUCUGAUUGGGCAGAGUCUUUGAAACCAGCCAGCUUCCCUUCAGUGAUUGGCAGUUUUCAUGGAGGGGGAGCCAGCAUCUGAAGCGGGUGGGGAAGAAAGGCUGCUGGUGUCAGUCUGAGUCUCGACUCUGAGCAGCUGUGGGGAGGGUCUCCAGCUGAUAGAGGAAACUCACUACCUAUUAAACACACACAUUCUAAUGCAGAUCAGUUGUGUGCAAACAAUACGGGUAUUGCAGCUCUGAGCACUGGAGAAAGGAGAGUAGGGCUUGUUCUAGAAAUUUGUCUCUCAACUUAAAUUGAUAUAGCUAUAGCGUUUGAGAGAGUAUUAAGUACAAAGAGAGUGAGGAGAAGGAGAGCUUUGGUCAUAUGGAAUAAGGCUGCUGUGUGUGAGCAGAGUACCAAUAGUGAAGUGUGCCCAAAUACACAUACCCUAUCUCCCUUGGCUUUAUUGUGGUUCUAAUUGACCAUGGAAGUAUUGGAAAAUGGGGAGCAGAACCUGUUGCACUGGGAUCGAAAGCUGAGUGAGCUGUCAGAACUGGUGGACUCCGAUUCCCUGCUAAACAAUACGCACUUCACGGAGCUCCUGGAUGAGUUUUCACAGGAUGUCCUGGGCCAGCUCUUGAAUGACCCCUUCAUGUCUGAGAAAAAUGAGAUGAUGGAAGUGGAGCUGUCCCCAGUAUCCCCAGCUCCCCUCAUCCAGGCAGAACACAGCUACUCUCUGUGCGGCGACUCUCGCCCCCAGUCUCCACUGACCCACGUUUCGACUGAUGACAGCUUCAAUGAAGCUGACCUGGAAAAUGAGGAAUGGUGUCUGGGUGCGGAAUUGACUUCAGCAACAAUAAAAACUGAACCCGUGCUGUGUGAGGUGCCAGGCCUUACCCCCUCUGUCAGUCUCACCAUCACACCUGUACCCCUGGAAGGUGAAGAACCCCAGCUGCAAUCUGAUGCCAUGAUGAAACCAUUGGGCCAGAAGGUUCUUCCAGAGAUUAAAUUGGAGCCACAUGAAGUAGAUCAGUUCCUGAACCUGUCUUCUAAGGAAGCAAUGGAUCCCCUGCACCUGCCUCCAACCCCUCCCAGCAGCCAUGGCAGUGACUCUGAGGGAGGGCAAAGCCCAACCAGGUUCCUCCCGCCUUCAAGCCCUGUCCAACUACAAGCCACAGCUAAAGUGACAUCACGCAUGGCUUCAGCACUCUCCAAUUCGCCUCUCCUGACAGCACCACAUAAGCUGCAGGGGACUGGUCCACUGAUCUUGACGGAGGAAGAGAAGAGGACGUUGAUAGCUGAGGGGUACCCUAUUCCUACAAAACUGCCCCUGACAAAGGCAGAGGAAAAAGCACUGAAGAAAAUCCGCAGGAAAAUAAAGAACAAGAUCUCUGCCCAGGAAAGUAGGAGAAAGAAGAAAGAAUACAUGGACAGCCUGGAAAAAAAGGUUGAGUCCUGUUCAAAUGAAAAUAGUGAGCUGCGUAAGAAAGUGGAAGUCCUGGAGAACACAAACAGAACUCUUCUGCAGCAGUUACAGAGACUCCAAGCCAUGGUUGCUGGCAAAGUGUCCCGUUCCUGUAAAGCAGCCAGCACGCAGACAGGGACUUGUCUCAUGGUGGUGGUGCUGUGCUUCGCAGGCAUUUUCGGCAGCUUCUCUCAGAGUUACGGGCCCUAUCCUUCUGCCACAAAGAUGGUGCUGCCCAGCCAGCAUUCCACACCAGAGUCCUACACGGCCUCCAUCGUACGGUCAAGAAGCCUGCUAAUUUACGAAGAGCCUCGCCCACUGGAGGAGCAGUACACUUCAAUCUCCUUUGCAGAUCGCGGUGAUGCCUGGGAUAGGCGCAUGGAUGCCUCCACACACACAGCACUACCUCUGGAAUCUGUGCCGGGGGUACAGCAGGACAAAGUGUCCCACUUCACAAUAACCAACGAGACAAGGCUAGAGAAAUCAGUGUUGCUGGGGCUGCAGCCACACAGGGUCAGCUCAGAGUUGGAAGUGAAUGAAACACUGAAAAUAAUUGAAAUUGAUAGACGAGUCAAUGCUACUUCUUAAAAAAGAGGCCUUUCCUCCCCCUCAUUAUCCUGCCUUCUUUCCAACCCAAGCCCCACCCCUUCCCCCAGACUCAUCACCAUCAGGGAACUAAAGGGCAAAAGAGAGAGAGUCUGCCAACUUCUGAUUUGGCUGAAGAGGCUGUGACUUUAGUCAGCAGCAGUUGUCCUCAUGCUGUCCCUUCCUCCAGGCGCACAAACCUGCUUCUGCUUUUACUGCUGUCCCUGACUGGUAGUACAAAGGAGGGUUUGAAACCUAAAGGCAGCUGGUGCCAGCGGUGUACAGCUGGUUGGUUUGUGUGUGUACCCUAAUCAAAUGUAACUCACGGGGGAACAUUUGUGGUAGGUCACGUGGGAGAAGGAAACUAAAAGAUACAGUGUGACACUGCUCAGGAUUUGGCCACAGCUCCAUGCCCAUCACUCUGGCACACUGGAGCUUUAUGCGGGGAGAAAUGUGUUCACGGUUCCCAUCCCGCCCACUGAGGGCAGAGAACAGACACUAGUCCUAUUGAGCCAACGGCACAGACAGGAGAGUCUGUUCAAUGGCAGUAUUGAUAUAUUUUUUUUUCUUCUUCCUGCUCUCUCUCUCUCUCUCUUUUUCCUUUUCCUGCCCCUUUAUCACGUGGUGGGUGAAGUUUCCCUAUUGUUGCCAUCCUUAUGAAGGAUCCAGGCAAAGUUCAGUCAGCCCCUGUGUCUUCUCAGGCCUUGUCUACAAUUGCACCAAUUUAACUAAAUUGGUUUAGAAACUGAUUGAGUUUAAUCUGUGUGACUCCCUUGUGUGGAAAUUUUUAAAUAAGAUUAUGACUAGUAUAUUGUAUCCAUUUAUCUUAAGUUGAUUCCUUACUGGCAUAAACUAAAUCAAUACUAGGCUCUCUUAAACCAAAAUAAGAGCGUCCACAUUAGGAGAUUGCAUGGAUUUAAUUAAAUUAGUUUCUAAAUCCAUUUAGAUACAUCAGUGCAGUUUUCUGAGGUAGACAAGGCCUCAGAUUGCUCUGGGUUGUUGUUCUUCCCCCCCAGCCUCCUGUUACUGUUGUAAAUAGUAUUUAUUAGCUUUCCAAAAUUUCCCUCUGGCAGCCAGACUAGAGAGCCAAGCUCCCAAGACCAUGCAGCUGUUCUUGGUGAACUUUGAAAUCAAGAUGGAAAAAAUAUUCUUUUUUUAAAUAAAACUUAGUUCCCUACAAUGAUUUUUAGAAUGUAAUCAGGCUCCCCUUCCUCCUCCCUUUUCCUAAAAAUACAUGGAAUUUAAAGCAACCACUUAGGAAAAAAAAUGUGUUUUGUAUUCCCAAUUAGACGCAGUUCAGGUCACAGUGCUGAUGGUCUCCCUCUCUAGUUAUUAGUUAUUAUUACAAAACUACCUAGAAGACCAAACCAAGGUCAGGUCCCCAUUGUGCGAGGCACUGUACACGCACAUGGUGAGAGACUGUCCCUGUCCUUAAGCCCCUAUCCUAGAUAGACAAGAGCGAAAAAGGAUGGGAGGGGGAAUAGAUACACGGAGAGGGGAAAUGCCUUGCCCAAGGCCACAUAGCUGGUCAUCGGUAGAGCCAGGAAUAGAAUCCAGGUCUCCCACCUCUUAGUGCAGUACCCUAUCCACUAGACCAUAGUGCUUCUAAAGCACCAUGCUGAUGCAUCUAAUGCACGCUGCCUCCAGUGCGGUGAUUCUCCCUCUCUCAGUACCCAGAUUGUGCCAAUGGCAGGGCUGCCCUUUCUACUCACAACCGUCCUUUCCGUGAUCCAGCCAGCCCACCAGUGAUUGCUUCCGGAUUUUAUUUGGUUAUUUCAAAGGGGUGCUCAGAGUUCCCAGUGAUGGCUUUAGCCGAAAAACCUAAAUAGGACAGAAUAGUAUGGCUACUUUUGCAAUUUACCAGGAAAACUCAAUUAAAAAAAUACGAAAACUUAAAAAACAAACAAACAAAAAAAAAAACACACACAAAACCAACCCUCUCCUUUUUCACAUAAAUAAGGAGACUAGCGUAGCCUUGUGUUUUAUACCAUGUACAGUAACUCUUUCCUCCAGGUAUUCUAUUUUGUAAAAUAUUUUUAAAGAAAAAUUGUAUUUUGUUUUUGUAUUUUAGUAUAGCCUCUGCAAUGCUUCAUCCUUUCUUGUUUAGAUUUUUCCUUUUUUUUAGUCUCCCUUCCUUUGUUCGCUAUCCCAUCUGUUCACUAUGGGCCUGAUCCAAAACCCAGUGAAGCUAAUGGAAAGAAUCCAUUUGGCUUGAGUAGGCUCCGGAUCAGUCCCCACUGUACCAUGAUCAGAAACAACAUUCAAAUUGUCAAGAGUGGGACAUGUGCCGCAGUUCCACUAGCAGAUAAUAGAAUUUGGUGUGUAUAUCACUUUCUAGGUCAAACCCCAUUUGUCUGUCCCAGGUGCCUUUUAAAAAAAAAAAAAAUAAUAAUUGGUGGCAAUGAGAGAGAAAUGCCAUUGUGAGCAUAGUCAGUCGAUCCUUUGUCAGUGUGGGUCAGUACCACCCCUAAGGCGGCAAAUACCCUCUUAUUAAGGGUCAGCCCCAACAGCCAUGAUAAUUCUCUCAGGCUCUCUGGAUUGCGCUAGUGCACGCAGACAACUGUCACACAGCUCUCUCUUUGGGAGCCCACAUUAUAACUGCACGAUGGAAAGAGGAAGGAGAAGGUGGGUGUGAGCUGGGGAGUGUUUGAACUGAGACACAAGUGGUGUCUGCAUUAUUUUAACCACCUGAGGUCAGCAAAGGGAAGGGGAAAAUGUAUGACCCAAUAGACUUACUAUUUGGCUAUCGCAGGGCAUCCAAAUGCAACCAGGUAGGCAUGAGUCAGGGAUGAGCAAAUUCACGAAGGACCUGGUUUAUAGAGCAUCCCCAGGUCCCCUUGACUUUGAGGGAGACUGUGGGGGCUCAGCGUUCCUGCAAAACAGGCCCAAAAUUUCUGUGUCUUGGGGAUUAUUUAUAUAGCUGUGUAUGGAAUAGGUGGAGGCUGAUCUGUCUAAUCUCUCUUGUGCCCAUUACCCUACUUAAUGCACGAGUGUAUUCGCUCCCAGUAAAGAGACACUAUUAACGGUACUAAUUUUUUUUUUUUAAUUUGAAUUCUGUCCCUGUGUUCCUUAUCAUAAUUUACACUAUUAAAAUGGAGAAUUUCCCUAAAUCAUUGCUAAUCACCAUUAAAGCCGUUUGCUUUUUGCAAUUCACUCAGCUAGGAUACACCACACCAUUAUGGGGGUUUUACAUCUUCAUUGAUAAGGGCUGCUGUCUGUGUCAGGCUACUGGACUAGAUGGUCUGAUCUAUGUAUGGAUGAUAUGGAGUACUGCAAUUCCUGUGUUCCUAUGACCACAAAAAUAGCCUCUCUCUGUAGCCCCAAUAUGUUUGAUGCUUAAAAUGAAUUUUAGCUGUUUUUUGUGGAUCUCCUAAACUAGCACAAUGUUUGGGUUGAAGUCACUGCUGGGGAAUAUUAUUCCUUUAAAAUCAACUAUUUCUAUUGAACCUGAGAGUGUCCAUCUAAUGCUAAUGAAAUGGGUUUCUUCUGUAAGUCCUUUUUCUAGCAAUCAGUCACUUGUUCACUCUGGGGUGAAAUUCGCUCCUGGACACAGAGUCAGCACAAGUCAUGCACCACUUAAGUCCCAAGAAACCACUGAAGUCCCACUUUAGCAGUCCCGGGCCUAGGGGCUUAUGCAGUAUAUAGCCUUUGUGCUGGUCCUCUGCACAGGCAUGAACUCCACCCUGAAAGCUGCCGACAUGGAACUCCAUUGCCUAACCAAUGGUUUAGCACACCAGUAAAACCUUGCUUGUCCCCUAUUACCUUCAGACAUUCCCCGAGCUGUCAGUCUUUGAGUCUAGGAAGUUAAGCUAUGAAGGAAAGUAGGGCAUUAUUUUUUUUAAUAUAAAUAUAUAUAUUUAUGGAAAUCAGGCCCAGGCCGUGUAACUGUUCUAAUCUUGUUAGCAUGGGGGGUGGGUGGGAGGAGGAAGAGAGAGGUUGGUAUGCUAUUUAUAGUUCUAUGUUAGUUUCAUGUGUGUUCACUAUUUGUACUGUGCAGACUAAUAUUUUCAUACACCAAGGUUCAUAGGCCACAUCUCAGCUGGCAGAGUUUCCAUUUACACAAUUUACAUGGAGUAGCUCUGAUUUAUACCAUCUGAGGAGCUGGCUCCUGUCACUGGGCUGGGCUUCUUCCCAGCUCCAAAGUAUGCGCUGCCAUGCCCAGUCUCUUUCAAGGAGGUUUAUUUUCUUAAUAAACCCAGGUAAACAAACAGAAAAAAGAGGCUUAACUCAGGCCUGGCUUUCAGGUUCCAGCUCCACCCCUCUCAGGGAUUUCUGGCAGGUUCCCAGUUCUGGCCAGUUCUGCUCCCUCUUGGGGAAAGCAGCCUCAGGGCUGUCUCCAUCAGCUGCUGGCCCCCUUGCUCCAGGGGCCCCACCACAGGAGUUUGCUCCACUCUGGUGUGAUUUUUACCUCUUCCAGGGCACAGCCUGUCUCAAUCAAUUUGUCCUCCAGCUGCCCAGUUAGCAGCCCUUUAUAGACCCAGGUGUAGCUCAGCCCUCUUUAAUUGGCUGGAUUGGACUCAUUGGCUCUGGUCCAGUGGUGCAGGGCUCAGUCUAUCCAUAGGGACCAGCUAUCCUGUGACACCCCAUAGCUUUAUCUGCAUCAAAAUAUAUUUUUAGACUAAAAUUUAACUCUGUCUGCCCUUUUCUCCCCCCCCCCCCCUUUUUUUUUUUUUUUUGGUAACUCCUGUAAAAACUGACUUUCAGCAGUGGACAUUGUCUAGACACAGUUACAGUGUAGGUCAAAUAAAUGAGUAAUAUUAAUUGCCCCAUCAAGAGGGAUUUCCACAGAGUAUUUGGGCUCUAGAUUCUAGCUAGUGCCAACAGGCCGUUGUACAAAACCCCCACGCAUAAGGACAGAAAUAUAGUUAGUAUUUUUAUACUCUGACUAAAAUAUUUCAUUCUCAAAGCACUAAUUAAAAAGGGAAUGUUUUGCCUUUUGAAGGUGAAACAGUAGGUCAUUGUUUUGGUGAUUGGGAAUAAAGCAGUAUAUUUUAGCGGUGCUUUGUUUAACUACUCUAUUCCUCCCAUAACUAUUCAGCUUUGCACUGUAGCUGCACUUACUAUUUAUUAGUGUUAAGGACAAAUGACUGUUGGGAGUGUGGGGAUAAACUGGCCACACAGAAGUGCAUUAUAUACAUCAAGAAAUGUGUACGGGUUCUGUCAGUGCAUGCUCAAUAAUCUUAAAACCCAGCAGAUGCACCAUGGACAUUCAGUCUUACAUUGUGGGUGAGAUCCAGGUUAACUGCCUUGCCUCAGUGAUAAAUUGUAUUCAGAGGGACCCUAGAUGUGAGACAGGAAUUUGUUUUUCCAUAUACAUAUCACAUAUCUGCUUUUCUUUAUAAAAGCACAGAUGUGGUUUUGCCACCUAUUUUCUAAGCCUGUGUUGCUUUGGGUCUUGCAAGAAACUCUCAUGAGACGGAAAUGGGCCUGUGUUUUGGUUUAGUUACUGCCACCAGUCUCUGCUCUGACCUACAGUCGACUUCCAACCCAUCCCUCAAAGAGUAAAAUGUGGAGAUAUGGAGUAAGGGAAAGCUGGAUUUCCAAAAUUGCCUCAAAGGGGGUGGAAUAGUUCUGAGAUGGAGGGACUCCAGCAGCAAAGAGAAAAUUUCUUCAAGCUAAGAGGGAAAAUCUUUAUUUGGAUAGAUCGACUCCCCACUCCUCCCCAAAUCUUACCUUCUCUCCUUCCUUACCUUUUUUAAUUAAAUAGCCCUGUGCAUGAAGAAUAAUAUGGGAGACCUUUUCAGUGGAUUCCACUUUCUCAUGCAACAUGGGUAAAAUAAAUGUGAUCUUAUUGUUCAUAUAAUGGGGUGAGUAAGGACAGAAAAGAGGAGCACAAUGAGACUUCUGUUUUAAAAUGUGUUCAUAUCUGACCAUAGCUGAUUCUGGUACAGUGAUGCUGAAGUAAUGGAAUCCCAUCUUCUAGAUUGAUAUAGUUAACAAUACUCUGUGUGUGUGUGUGUGUGUAUUGGGUGAUUUUUAAAGACACAUGCUGGAGUUUUCUUAAAAUAAGAAUCCACUCUAAAUAAAGGCUUUUAUUCAUCUAUACAUAAUUUAUGCAUUUAUCUGAACAGCUGGCACACAUUCCACUUGGUUCAAUAGAAAGUUCUAUCUGAACCCCAGUGCAAAUGGGAUUAGCAGUGGUAUUCGCGAUCUGAAAGCUGUCCUGUCACCUUCUGUAAGUGUUAUCUUGUACUCUGUAUGAAGAUGUAGGUCAGUAGAGCCUGGAUUGAACACCAACCCUGCUGUAGACAGCUCUGGAUAAGUACAGGGAAAUGUACCUGGUUUUACCCUAAUUAGCCUUUGGGUGUCACUUUUGUUUCAUGGAAUUACAGCUUCAGACACUUUUUUUAGGGCUGUAAAUUAGAAGGCCAUAAGAUGGGAAGUCUGGGAGUGACAGUUCAAGGAAUACAAUUUAGUCUUCUUGUACAAGAGCUAAAGGAUCCUCCUUUCCCAUUAACACACCCUCUUAACCAUGUUAGGCUCAAUAAAAAAUGAAUGCAAAGAAUUUUCUUGGGCAUAUAAAGGGCUGUGCAGCGAUUGAAAUUAUAUCAAAUUCAAAUUGCAGAUAUAUUCCAGUCCCCCUGAGAGUUCCAGAGGACAAAUCAUCUGGAGUCCUCUCCUCUAAAAUGAAAUACUUCCCUGUGGAGGGUCAGAUAUGAUGUUUCAGGCCAUCCAAACCAAUGUUACCCUGCAGAGUACAUCCCUAUAUCAUUUCAAUUAUUCUCUCUGUAUGUGUGCAAAUACAGAUAACAUACAUGUUUGGUUUGCCCAUAUCCAUAUUAAACAAAACUAUCCAUUGUGAAAAAGAUGGCAGUUAUUUGGGACU
Molecule: messenger RNA, 8916 nt
Organism: Chelonia mydas (Green sea turtle)
Lineage: Eukaryota; Metazoa; Chordata; Testudines; Cheloniidae
Gene: CREB3L2
Product: cAMP responsive element binding protein 3 like 2
Exons: 12
Coding region: 525-2093 (522 amino acids)
Biological process (GO): regulation of transcription by RNA polymerase II
Molecular function (GO): DNA-binding transcription factor activity, RNA polymerase II-specific; cAMP response element binding
Source: RefSeq, a predicted model, not a curated record